Molecule: messenger RNA, 492 nt
Organism: Dovyalis caffra
Lineage: Eukaryota; Viridiplantae; Streptophyta; Magnoliopsida; Malpighiales; Salicaceae
Source: the annotation of a GenBank genome assembly
AUGGACUCUGGCACGCCACCAUUAGCAGCAGCUGUGCAUCCAGCAAUAGUACCACUCUCAUAUCUGCUGGGGACAUGGAGGGGCCAAGGGGAAGGUGGCUAUCCCACCAUCAACUCUUUCUCUUACGGAGAAGAGCUCCAUUUCUCUUCCAAUCCUGGCAAGCCUGUGAUAGCUUAUACUCAAAAGACAUGGAAACUCAAUUCUGGGGAACCUAUGCAUGCUGAGAGUGGUUACUGGAGACCCAAGCCUGAUGGUACUAUUGAAGUUGUCAUUGCUCAGAGCACCGGCCUUGUUGAAGUCCAGAAAGGGACUUAUAAUGCACAAGAUAAAACGAUCAAGCUUCAAAGUCAACUGGUGGGCAAUGCUUCUAAGGUGAAAGAGAUAAGUAGAGUUUUUGAAUUGAUUAAUGGAGAUUUAUCGUAUACGGUUCAAAUGGCUACCAACCUAACUGGUCUCCAACCACAUCUGAAAGCUGUGUUCAAGAAGCUCUAA